AUCCUCGCUUUAGCAUUUUGACCGCCAUCACCACGAACUGCAUCUCAUUAGCACGCUACCCAACAACAACUCAACAUCAUGGCACCACCAAAAGAGAACUGGGAGAAAUACAACAAGCCCGUCGAUGACAAGGAGAUGGAGAAUAUCGUCGCCUUGGAUGAGGGCGAUAUUGCUUUGCUAAAGACAUAUGGUCAAGGACCAUAUGCCAAAGACUUGAAGAAAUUGGAGAACGAUAUCAAGGAUGCACAGAAGCGCGUGAACGAAAAGAUUGGCGUUAAAGAGUCGGAUACAGGAUUGGCACCGCCGAGUCUGUGGGACAUUCCUGCAGACAAGCAGCGCAUGGGAGAAGAGCAGCCGCUGCAGGUUGCAAGAUGUACAAAGAUCAUCCAGGCAACAGGAGAUGAACCAGCGAAGUAUGUGAUUAAUGUCAAGCAGAUCGCCAAGUUUGUCGUCGGCCUGGGUGAGAAGGUUUCCCCGACCGAUAUUGACGAGGGCAUUCGAGUUGGAGUGGACCGCACAAAGUAUCAUAUUCAGAUCCCAUUGCCACCUAAGAUCGAUGCCUCGGUGACGAUGAUGCAGGUCGAGGAAAAGCCCGAUGUGACCUACAGUGAUGUUGGAGGAUGCAAGGAGCAGAUUGAAAAGUUGAGGGAGGUGGUCGAACUACCAUUGUUGCAGCCGGAACGUUUUGUGAAUUUGGGAAUCGACCCGCCCAAGGGAGUGCUGCUGUAUGGACCUCCUGGAACCGGAAAGACGCUGUGCGCUCGUGCUGCAGCAAAUCGUACAGAUGCAACGUUUAUUCGUGUCAUUGGAUCCGAGUUGGUGCAAAAAUACAUUGGAGAGGGCGCACGUAUGGUGCGAGAGCUGUUUGAGAUGGCCAAGACGAAGAAAGCAUGCAUCAUUUUCUUUGACGAAGUCGAUGCUAUCGGAGGCGCGCGUUUCGACGAUGGAGCAGGAGGCGACAAUGAGGUGCAGCGUACGAUGCUGGAGUUGAUCAACCAGCUCGAUGGAUUCGACUCGCGUGGAAACAUUAAAGUAUUGAUGGCGACCAACAGACCUGAUACAUUGGAUCCAGCAUUGCUGCGACCAGGUCGUUUGGAUCGUAAGGUCGAGUUUUCACUCCCAGAUCUCGAGGGAAGAGCACAUAUUCUGAAGAUCCAUGCGCGGUCGAUGAGUGUGGAGCGUGAUAUUCGAUAUGAGUUGAUUGCGAGGCUGUGCCCGAACAGUACAGGAGCGGAGUUGCGGUCGGUGUGCACAGAGGCGGGGAUGUUUGCGAUUCGGGCGAGGAGAAAGGUGGCGACGGAGAAGGAUUUCUUAGAGGCGGUGAAUAAGGUCAUCAAGUCGUAUGCCAAGUUCAGCAGUACGCCCAAGUACAUGACCUACAACUAAUAGGGAAGCAGGCGACAGCAAGAAGGAGCUGCAAAAUAAAAAGAGGCUCGUUCUAAUAACCAC
This is a messenger RNA of Gamsiella multidivaricata, 1449 nucleotides long. RefSeq names its product 26S protease regulatory subunit 7. Gene Ontology annotation, cellular component: proteasome regulatory particle, base subcomplex. The transcript has 6 exons. Lineage: Eukaryota; Fungi; Mortierellomycota; Mortierellomycetes; Mortierellales; Mortierellaceae. Gene Ontology annotation, biological process: proteasome-mediated ubiquitin-dependent protein catabolic process. The coding region runs from base 79 to 1386 and encodes 435 amino acids. The record is from RefSeq and is a predicted model, not a curated record. Gene Ontology annotation, molecular function: ATP binding; proteasome-activating activity; ATP hydrolysis activity.